GGCGCACACUCCUCCCCUUCCCUCCACAAAACCCUAGAUUAUAUAUCACUGGAUUUGGCGAUUACACCGUUUCUCCGUUGCUGCUCCUUGCUCAGGCGAUUGAAGCCCCCGUCUUUCCGUCUCGUAAUUCUGUUUCUGCGAGAAUCAACCUUCUUGAGCACUUAGCGGCGGAAAAUGGCGACCUACGCAGCGAUUAAGCCGGCCAAGGCUGGAUUGGAAGAGCCACAAGAGCAGACUCACAAGAUCAGGAUCACCCUUUCCUCCAAGAAUGUGAAGAACCUCGAAAAAGUUUGCGGGGACUUGAUUCGUGGUGCAAAGGACAAGAGGUUGAGGGUUAAGGGACCAGUGAGAAUGCCCACCAAGACCCUUCUGAUUACUACCAGGAAGUCUCCUUGUGGAGAAGGUACCAACACGUUCGACAGAUUCGAGCUUCGUGUGCAUAAGCGCAUCAUCGACCUCUUCAGCUCCCCAGAAGUGGUGAAACAGAUCACCUCCAUUACCAUCGAGCCUGGUGUUGAGGUUGAAGUCACAAUUGCUGACGCUUAGAAAUGCUUCUUUCGGUUUCUGUUUGUCAUGGACUCCCCCUUUUUGUUUGAGAUAUCAGUUUAGUAGAGAGGUGAUAUUUCUGUAUUUCCCUUCCUGCCCAAUAUGUACAUUGAGCGGUAAAACAGUGUCUGAUUUGGUGAAACCAGUUACUAUUGGUAGACACUAGACGGAAAUUUUAUGACUUAAUGAAAAUUUCGGAGGCUGUUUUUAUUUCUGUCACUGCUGUAUAAGUCAUUCCUAUGACUACUCGACUUUAUUUCUUCUAACC
Linum tenue is the source of this 814-nucleotide messenger RNA. NCBI's taxonomy places the organism in Eukaryota, Viridiplantae, Streptophyta, Magnoliopsida, Malpighiales, Linaceae. The record is from the annotation of a GenBank genome assembly.